AAAAUUAUGACAUAUUGAGUUACAAAGUUUUUUUUGUCACGCAGGCUACUAUUUGAAGAAAAAGAAAUAUUGAUUAUCGAUCCGACGAUAUCAACAAUUAGUCUACAAGAAAGAGCCAAAUCAAACAGAAAAAAUCUAACGGAGUUGUAUAACAUAAACACAAAUGAACAUAAGGGAGUUCGAUUCACAUGCAAAGCAACAAUAAUCGAUAUUGAUACAACUACAGGAUGGUGGUAUAGAGCAUGUCCAAAGUGUUACAGCGGUAUAAAAACACAUCAAGACAAAACACUCUGAAUCAAAUGUGGUAUACCAAGUGAUCCAAUUAACUGGUACAAGUUGAAUUUAAUAGUUCAAGAUGAUACAGACAUCUUUAGUGUUUGGAAAAAUUGCAGAAGAGUUAAUUGGACUGCCAAUUCAGAUAUUACUCCUACAAACAAUCAGUGACCAACACGAGCGAGAAGCAUUCUUUCCACAGGCACUUCAAAAUCUAAUCGGAAUCGCAAAGAUAUUUCAAAUUAUCAUCGCCAGACAAGAGCUGAAUGUCGCGAAUCUUACAUUGAAAGUCACUGAAAUCUUUCCAAAUGAUGAAUUGACUGAAUAUUCUGAAAGUUCAAUAAUGCCAAUAACUGAAGUUUCUCAGGCUUCGUUAGUAUUUACGCCGAUCAACACUGAAUCUAUACAUGAGUCAUCAAGCAAGCGACUUAAAAUCAGAUAAAGGAAAAAAUAAAGAAGAAGGAAGCGGGAAAAUAGAGCAAGAAAAAACGAGCAAGCAUGACCGUGACGAAAAAGAACAUGAAGACUAAAAAAUUUCAAGUUCAAGUUAGUUCUUUUUGUGGUGUACAUAUAUGCAUAUAUAAAUGUAAAUUUUGUUUGUGAUGUGUGUGUAGAUGUAUAUAUUAUUGUAUAUACGGUUUAUAAUAAACUUUUUUGCUGUAAUAUAUAGUUUUAUAUAAUGAAAAUGAGACUCCGCAGCGU
Messenger RNA from Mercurialis annua (annual mercury), 975 nucleotides. RefSeq lists its product as uncharacterized. The transcript has 4 exons. NCBI's taxonomy places the organism in Eukaryota, Viridiplantae, Streptophyta, Magnoliopsida, Malpighiales, Euphorbiaceae. The record is from RefSeq and is a predicted model, not a curated record. The coding region runs from base 356 to 715 and encodes 119 amino acids.